This is a messenger RNA of Theobroma cacao (cacao), 1718 nucleotides long. RefSeq names its product phenylalanyl-tRNA synthetase class IIc family protein. Gene Ontology annotation, cellular component: mitochondrion; cytoplasm. Gene Ontology annotation, molecular function: tRNA binding; ATP binding; phenylalanine-tRNA ligase activity. Lineage: Eukaryota; Viridiplantae; Streptophyta; Magnoliopsida; Malvales; Malvaceae. Gene Ontology annotation, biological process: phenylalanyl-tRNA aminoacylation. The record is from RefSeq and is a predicted model, not a curated record.
AGGCUCAACAUCGUGCGGCCUGUAACAAUGAAGUUUUCAUUUUUCUUUUUUGUGUGUACCGAAGUGCCCUUCUUCUCUUUCAAACGAAUCAAACCCAACCUCUGACUUAUCCUCCUUUCUUCUCUGUGCAAAAUCCAGCAUUUUUGAAACAGAAAACCAAUUCUCUAUAGCCCAAGGCUUUAUGGCAGUAGUUUCAAGUGCUCAUUCAACUAUCUUCUCCAAAACCUCGCUUUUUCACCACAUUAAUGGUUUCAAACGCUUCACUUUUUGCUUACCCUUUUCUACUUCUGCUGCUGUUUCUCUUUCUGCUAAGAAGAAGUGGAGACAACCAGUGGCUUCUUCAGUGCUAGAGCUUGGUGGAAACAAAAUUGCUAAAGAUGAUGUGGUGAGGGAUGACCCAACGAACAAUGUUCCAGACACGAUGUUUUCAAAACUGGGAAUGCAGCUCCACAGAAGGAAUAACCACCCUCUUGGGAUUUUGAAGAAUGGAAUAUAUGAGUAUUUUGAUACUAAUUACCCAAACAUGUUUGAUAAGUUUGAUGAUCUCUGCCCAAUUGUUUCAGUAAAACAGAAUUUUGAUGAUGUCCUGGUGCCUGCUGAUCAUGUAAGCAGGAGCUAUAAUGAUACAUACUAUGUUGACUCUCAAACUGUGCUGAGGUGUCAUACAAGUGCUCAUCAAGCAGAGCUGUUGAGAAGGGGACACACUCAUUUCCUUGUAACUGGUGAUGUGUACCGUAGAGACUCUAUUGAUUCUACCCAUUACCCUGUGUUUCAUCAGAUGGAAGGGGUUCGUGUUUUUACUCCUGAUAAUUGGGAGGCAUCAGGUCUGGAUCCCACAUCAUAUGCAGCUGAGGACUUAAAGAAAAGUCUAGAGGGCCUUGCUCGUCACUUAUUUGGUGCCGUUGAGAUGCGUUGGAUCGAUGCCUAUUUUCCAUUUACAAAUCCUUCUUAUGAACUUGAAAUCUAUUUUAAGGAAAAAUGGAUGGAGGUUUUGGGUUGUGGAGUGAUGGAGCAAGAAAUAUUGAAAAGUAAUGGUAGAUUAAACAGUGUUGCUUGGGCCUUUGGACUUGGAUUGGAGCGGCUUGCAAUGGUUUUAUUUGACAUACCGGAUAUUCGGCUUUUUUGGUCAACUGAUGAACGAUUUACCUCACAGUUUUCCCAAGGCCAAAUGGGAGUGAAGUUUAAACCCUUUUCAAAGUAUCCUCCCUGUUAUAAAGACAUCAGCUUUUGGAUCAAUGAAUCAUUUACUGAGAACAAUUUAUGUGAAGUUAUAAGAGGAAUAGCUGGGGAUCUUGUUGAAGAGGUGAGUUUGAUAGAUAACUUUCCCAACAAGAAAGGGAUGACAAGUCAUUGUUACCGGAUUACAUAUCGGUCCAUGGAGCGUUCACUCACAGAUGAGGAGAUUAAUGACCUGCAGUGGAACGUGAGAGAACAGGUGCAGAGCAAGUUAAAUGUUGUCCUAAGAUGAUCGUUAUCGAUACCUACACAAAGUGCAAACAUAUUUUUCUCUAUUUGAGUUAUAGGUAUUGCAUCUUGAAAAUGAUCAUACUGCACAGUUUUCAGUUAUUUAUUGCUGUUGUAAGGUUUUAGGCUGGUUAAGUCAUGGAAUAUACACAAGAAUUCUACAAUUGUAUUCCGUUGACUGUUCCUUGACGAUAAAGCAUUUUUUUUCAUCCUUCUUCUAAUAAUAUUGUCAUAUAUACAUUGUUAUUUUGCUC